This is a messenger RNA of Sturnus vulgaris (Common starling), 4518 nucleotides long. NCBI's taxonomy places the organism in Eukaryota, Metazoa, Chordata, Aves, Passeriformes, Sturnidae. The record is from RefSeq and is a predicted model, not a curated record.
AUGGGGGUGAACGCCGUACACUGGUUCCGCAAGGGGCUGCGGCUCCACGACAACCCGGCGCUACGGGAAUGCAUCCAGGGCGCCGACACGGUGCGCUGCGUCUACAUCCUGGACCCCUGGUUCGCCGGCUCCUCCAACGUGGGCAUCAACAGGUGGCGAUUCCUGCUUCAAUGUCUUGAGGAUCUUGACGCCAAUCUACGGAAACUGAAUUCACGCUUGUUUGUUAUCCGUGGACAGCCAGCAGAUGUUUUCCCCAGGCUUUUUAAGGAAUGGAACAUUGCAAAGCUUUCUAUUGAAUAUGAUUCUGAACCAUUUGGGAAGGAAAGAGAUGCAGCUAUCAAGAAGCUGGCCAGUGAAGCUGGAGUGGAGGUCAUUGUUCGGAUUUCACAUACAUUGUAUGACCUAGACAAAAUAAUAGAAUUAAAUGGAGGACAGCCUCCUCUUACUUACAAGCGAUUUCAGACCCUAAUUAGUAGAAUGGAACCCCUGGAGAUGCCUGUGGAGACUAUAACCCCAGAAGUAAUGAAAAAAUGUACUACUCCAGUUUCUGAUGACCAUGAUGAGAAAUACGGUGUGCCAUCACUUGAAGAGCUGGGUUUUGACACAGAUGGUCUGCCUUCUGCAGUAUGGCCAGGGGGAGAAACAGAAGCUCUCACACGCUUAGAAAGACAUUUAGAACGAAAGGCUUGGGUAGCAAACUUUGAAAGACCACGGAUGAAUGCAAAUUCCCUUUUGGCAAGCCCUACGGGACUUAGUCCUUACCUCCGCUUUGGCUGUUUGUCCUGUCGGCUCUUUUAUUUCAAGUUAACGGAUCUGUACAAAAAGGUAAAAAAGAACAGCUCCCCUCCCCUCUCCCUCUAUGGCCAGCUGUUAUGGCGUGAAUUUUUCUACACAGCGGCGACUAACAAUCCACGGUUUGAUAAAAUGGAGGGGAAUCCUAUCUGUGUUCAAAUUCCAUGGGAUAAGAAUCCUGAGGCUUUGGCCAAAUGGGCAGAAGGCAGGACAGGUUUUCCUUGGAUUGAUGCAAUUAUGACACAACUUCGUCAGGAAGGUUGGAUUCACCAUUUAGCCCGGCAUGCUGUAGCAUGCUUUUUGACUCGAGGUGACCUCUGGAUUAGCUGGGAAGAAGGAAUGAAGGUCUUUGAAGAACUGUUACUUGAUGCAGAUUGGAGUGUGAAUGCUGGAAGCUGGAUGUGGCUAUCCUGUAGUUCCUUCUUUCAACAGUUUUUUCACUGCUACUGCCCGGUGGGUUUUGGCAGAAGAACUGACCCAAAUGGGGAUUAUAUCAGACGUUAUUUGCCAGUACUUAGAGGUUUCCCUGCAAAAUACAUCUAUGAUCCUUGGAAUGCCCCAGAGAGCAUCCAGAAGGCUGCAAAAUGUAUUAUAGGAGUUAAUUAUCCCAAACCAAUGGUAAACCAUGCAGAGGCAAGCCGUCUGAAUAUUGAGAGGAUGAAACAGAUCUACCAGCAGCUUUCACGAUACAGAGGACUGGGUCUUCUUGCAACUGUGCCUUCUAAUCCAAAUGGAAAUGGAAAUGGUGGCCUAAUGGGCUAUUCACCAGGAGAAAGCAUUUCUGGUUGUGGUAGUACAGGAGGAGCUCAGCUGGGAGCUGGUGAUGGUCAUUCUGUUGUUCAGCCAUGUGCCCUGGGAGACUCUCAUACAGGAACAAGUGGAAUUCAGCAGCAAGGUUACUGUCAAGCAAGUAGUAUCUUACACUAUGCUCAUGGAGACAAUCAGCAAUCACACGUAUUGCAAGCAGGAAGAACGGCCCUUGGUACUGGCAUUAGUGCAGGGAAACGCCCAAAUCCAGAAGAAGAAACUCAGAGCGUUGGACCAAAAGUCCAGCGACAGAGCACAAAUUAAACUGGUAAGAUCUGAGGCACCUUAAAGUUAUCCAAGUUCUGUACAAAUUUUGUGUCUGUGAUAACAUUCAUGUCACUGCAGUGCAAAGGAUCCUAAACUAUUGCUGUAAAUAUCUAUUUUCUGGGGACUCUGCAAACAGACAGUAUGAAAUCUUGGCUGUAAGAGGUUUUGUGAAUUAGGAGAUAGGAAGUAGUUGCAAAAAUAGAGCCAGACUGAAGAUUAUCAGACACAGAUCCAGGUAUUAAUGAAAGGAAGAUGGAUAAACUGUGGUUUUAAUACAUUAGCAGAGCUGCUUAAGUAGCUUCAGUUACUCUCUGCUCCUACAUCUCACCUUAAGUUGUGCCAGUAGCAUUGUUUGUUGUGAAUGUGUGGUGACCUCAACCAGGAGACUAUGUCAACUUAAAAGGAAGAGCUCAGGGCCUCGAUUAGUUUAGGUACAUAAGUGGACUAAGCAGAACAUGUUUCAGAGCGGGACUUCCAGAAACCUGCAAAAUGCUAUGUGGUUCUUGAGUGUGAAGAUGUAGGGACCAAUAAGAUUUGAAGACGUGAGCCUUUAUUAUUGGUCUGUAAUUGAAGCAGGUUACUCAGACUCCCCAGGUUUGUCAAGCUGUGGUGAAAGACUUGAAUUUGGAGAAGGCAUUGUAGAUGAAUGCACACAAACAAGUGUGAAAAUGUGGAGAGAGAAGCAGAAAACUGGAGAAGGAGUUUUGUAUAUGUAAAAUCAUCAACAUAGAGAAGAUAAGCCCAUCGUAGUUUCUGGAUAAAGUUAGGAAUAAGACAGAGGAAAGAGAAGGCCAAAAUUGCUAUACCUCUUCCCCCAAUAAGCUUGAUUUGAGAGCAACAAAGAAGAUGACCUGAAAAGAAUUAAAUGAAAAAGUAAUUACUAAGGACGAAAGCCAAAUAAUGGAGGACUGAAACAAGAGGGGACAGGAUUUCAAGACUGGGAGUGCGGCUGCAAAGGUUAAAGGUGAUUGAGAUAUUUAAGAAAAACAAAGUGGAGCAUUGGUCGUUACGAAAUUUGAAGAAUAAGUAAGAAUAGCACAACAAGCGAGAUAAUAGCACAUGGAGAGACAUUGUUGGAACUGGAAAACAGGGAUUCCAUACAACAAGUGAAGAUACAUUCAUCAUCUCUAGAGAUAAAAAGGGAAAUUCAGUCUACUUCAUUUGAUUUUGACAGCAAGAUCUAAUUUUGCUUGUUAUACAGUGGCGGCACUUUGUCAAAGUUACUGCAGUGCAUUAGGAACAAUUGUGUCAUACUGAUUUGAUUCAGUGCAGAACCACAGCAUUGUUUCCACAAUGCUGUCAAUUGAGGAAGUGAGCUGAGACCUUAGUGAGUGAUCCAUCUGCUAUUUUCUCACAUACUGGAAGCCCUGUGAACUGCUUCUGUGUUCUCAAACUGAUUUCUGUUACUUGGAUGGGCCUGAGUGGAACAAUGCCAAGAGAGUCUGUGUUUCAGUAGCUGUCUAAUCCUUAGUAUGUGUAGAUUCAUUCUGCAUCCAUGUUUUGUAUUGCAGAAUUCCUUAGGUGCUCGUGUCUGUGUAGAAGAAGUACCUGCAGAGAGAACGUCUGGUUCCUGUUUAAGCUCUUUUUCAAUUGAGAGACAGGUUGGAGGGGUUUUUAGUUUGGCAGAGAAGAUGAUUUUGUUAGGGGUGUUCAAAGCAUGCUGCAAAAGCAUUAUAGUAAAUACAAACAUCAACUGAGAUCAUACUCAAAACCACUGCUGGCAAAAGGUUGUGCACUUCUGAAUAGCACUCAAGUAGAGUACAGAGGCUUUUGUUGGGUUUUUCUUAUUUUGUUUCCUUCUCCUUUUAGCCUCUAAGGUGAGAAAUAAGAAUUCUGAGUAUUUGGGCCAAUACAGAUUGGGACAGGGCUUCCUGCGUUGAGAAGGGGGGAAACAAUAUUGGUCCCUUGAAUUACUUCUGGCUUCAAAGACUCACAUCAAACUGCUUAAGAAUAAAUUUUUUUUCUUUUUUUCUUGCAGCUUAAUUGGAAGAGAAGUUUGUCACUCAAAGAACACAUGGGACAAAAUUCCUGCUACUGUGUAUUGGAACUAAAGUGUUGUGAGAGUUCAUGUUCUAAAAUUACAUACUUUUUCAUAAAUUAUUUUCAAUUGUUCUCAGUUGUUGUAAACAAGUCCAAUUUUUGGAAUGCAUUAUUUCUAACUGGCAUUUCUAUGGUUUUUAACUUUUUAAUGACUCUUUCACAAAGGGCAAAUUGAGUUUUGUAUAUAAAGUAUUUGGUGAAGAAUUUGCUAACUUAUUGUAAAUAUAAAUAUUCAUGAUUAGUGAUAGACCCAUCAAUAUAUUUUUGAUAAUCUUUCAUGUAUAUGGUAGUAGGAAAAGCUAUAGUGCUGUUCUGAAAAACAGAUGAAAAUAGAAAGUUUGGAAGCUUUAAAAUUGUUAUUAUUUUUAGAUUCCGUACCUGAGCUCUGUAUGAUCAACUUCAUAUUUUCAUAAUGUAAGUGCUUACGACUGUGUUUAAUCAAAUACAGUAGAGUUGUAACCAUAAUUAAUCACAUCUGUAUAUAAAACACAUGCCAAUCGUAGUCAAGUUGUAAAAUUUUCAUGUAUAUGUCCAGUCCUUGUAUUUCUCAGUUGCCUUGUUCAGUAAUGACAUACCUUGUUAAUAAAAGAAAAUUGUAUAUAUAGACAACUA